This is a messenger RNA of Drechmeria coniospora, 1287 nucleotides long. RefSeq names its product zinc finger domain-containing protein. Lineage: Eukaryota; Fungi; Ascomycota; Sordariomycetes; Hypocreales; Ophiocordycipitaceae. The record is from RefSeq and is a predicted model, not a curated record. The coding region runs from base 1 to 1287 and encodes 428 amino acids. Gene Ontology annotation, cellular component: PcG protein complex; transcription regulator complex. Gene Ontology annotation, molecular function: DNA-binding transcription factor activity, RNA polymerase II-specific; RNA polymerase II cis-regulatory region sequence-specific DNA binding. Gene Ontology annotation, biological process: regulation of transcription by RNA polymerase II. The transcript has 3 exons.
AUGCUGAAUAAGAAAGGUGGUCCAGUCCCGCAACAGCAACAGCUCCCCGACAGUCCGGCAGACUUCCAGCUUCAACUUCCCUUCGUCAAGCAAGAAUCCGACAUGGAACGAUCCGUCUCGCCUCACAUGUCUGAGCACUCAUCCUACUCCACGCCUCACAGCAUGUCACGCUCUUACGGAUCGCCGUCGGUCAUGCAGUCGUCGAUGCAGCCGACGAUGCACAUGCCCACCUCCAUACCCAACACCCUGGCCAUGAACACGUACCAUGACAUGUCGGGAGCCAUCAGUCAUGUGACGAGCAUGAGCCUGCAUCAUUUGCCUCCGCAUCAGCCCCAGCCCGAGCAACCGUUGAAGGCCUACCCGUGCAGCACCUGCGGCAAGGCCUUUGCGAGGAGGAGCGACUUGGCUCGCCACGAGAGAAUCCAUUCCGGGGUCCGUCCGCACGUCUGCGAGUAUCCAAACUGUGGCAAGCAGUUCAUUCAGAGGUCCGCCUUGACCGUCCACCAAAGGGUGCACACGGGCGAGAAGCCGCAUCACUGCGAAAUUUGCGCCAAGCCCUUCAGCGACAGCAGCUCGCUUGCUCGCCACCGACGGACGCACUCGGGAAAGAGACCGUACAAGUGCCCGUACGCCGACUGCCAGAAGACCUUUACUCGACGCACGACGCUCACGCGGCACCAAAACCACCACAGCGGCACGAUCGAGGAGGCGGCCGCAGCGACGGCCGCGGCCCUGGCCGCGUCCAAGACGAAACCGGCGUCCCAGGCUCGAUCGGACGGGGACCACUUGUCCAACCAUGGGUCGCCCCUGACGACGCCCUCGCCGGCGCAGAGAAACCUAUCCAUGUCGCCCAGCAUGGACUUGUCCGGCUCCGGUAGCCUGAGCCGCCACGUGGGCGACUUUCAGUACAUGCAGCAGAACGGAACGCUGCCUGUGCAUCUCCGGCUCGGCAGCCCGAUAUCGACAUCGUCGGCGGGCGGCUACAGUGGCAGCGGCAUGCGGCCGACGUCGCAUCCGACCGGGUACGGACCGCCGCCGAUAUUGGAGCCAAGUCUGGAGCAGCACCAGGCGGCACCGGUGAGCAAUGGCAGCAGCCCGCACAUGUCGAGCGUCGGAUGGCCGUCCCCAUCGCACGUGCCGGCGCCGACGCACAAUGGCGCGAGUUUCGUGUACCCGGAGCCGGACAACUACCCCCACAACGCGGCCAUGGGCCAGAUGUACUACGGAGCGCCGCAGCAGCUCCGACGGCCGCAGAGUAACGAGUCCGGCCUCGUCCACAUGGCCUAG